This is a messenger RNA of Rhopalosiphum padi (bird cherry-oat aphid), 5053 nucleotides long. Its product is annotated as (11Z)-hexadec-11-enoyl-CoA conjugase-like. The transcript is spliced from 6 exons. Gene Ontology annotation, molecular function: stearoyl-CoA 9-desaturase activity; iron ion binding. Bases 314 to 1612 code for a protein of 432 amino acids. The record is from RefSeq and is a predicted model, not a curated record. Gene Ontology annotation, cellular component: endoplasmic reticulum membrane. Lineage: Eukaryota; Metazoa; Arthropoda; Insecta; Hemiptera; Aphididae. Gene Ontology annotation, biological process: unsaturated fatty acid biosynthetic process.
UACAGCCACCACCGUUACAGCCGCCGCCAUCGUCACCACCGGCACACUACCACCGUUGGCCACCACGUACACGGUCGUAGACUCAUCGCCGCAGCAGUCGCAUUCGUUUACCGUGUGCUCACACUCAACCACUACACCGGUCACCGACACCCACGGCACCACGUGCGUAGCCGGUCGAUACGGUAUCGUCGCAUCAACGCAUAAUAUUCCUUUAUUAUUGUUAUUGUCAUCGAUCCCGUUCAUAUUGUGUCGAGAGUGACAAAAAUGUAUAAGUAACAUUAAUUGCACAUCAACGACAUAUAAAUCAUCGAGAAUGAGUCCAAACGCCACAGAUUCGAGCACCAUACUCAGGGAGGAGAGAAAAAUGCCCAACGGUUGUGCAAACGGAUGGUCGAGCAUGUCGGAUUCGGCUGAAAAACAGUGUUGGAAAGGUCAAGCAUUUCUCAAAAUCAACGAAAUCGUCGGCCUGGUCAAGUAUUACUGUUUGCGAGCAUACAUUGUAUUUUGGCACGAACUGUCUAUGAACCCGAGGGUGAGGAGCAGUCCUUUCAGUCCACCACCAGCCGACGAAUUGGUUUUGUCAGCUGACGAUAUAUUCUCUACGAGGCGUCGACGUUUGUUUUUCACAAGCAUCCACUUGCUGGCUCUGGCCGGCCUCUACUUCUGCGUCACGGGCCAGGUUAAGCUAUACACCGUACUAUUCGCGCUCGCGGUCGGCACCAUGUCGUCGAUCGGCGUGACGGCGGGCGCGCACCGGCUGUGGUCGCACCACGCGUACAAGGCCAAGCUGCCGCUGCGCAUCAUCCUGGCCCUGUUCCAGACGGUGGGCGUGCAGUACAGCAUUUACAACUGGGUGCGCGACCACCGGCUGCACCACAAGUACACGGACACGGACGCGGACCCGCACAACUCGAACCGCGGGUUCUUCUACUCGCACGUGGGCUGGGCGCUCAUGAUGCCGCACCCGGCGUUCGAGUCCAAGGUGUCGUCGGUGGACAUGACCGACAUGGAGUCGGACUGGGUGGUCAUGUGGCAGUACUGGCUGUACGCGCCGCUGGCCGCCGUCCUGUCUUACGUCCUGCCCACCCUCGUGCCGUGGUGGCUGUGGGGCGAGGACCUGCUGGUCGCGCACCUGGUGGCCGCCCAGCUCCGGCAAGUGCUCACGCUGCACUCCACGUUCCUCAUCAACAGCGCCGCGCACAUGUGGGGACUCAAGCCGUACGACAAGAACAUCAAUCCCACCGAGAACAUGUUCGUGUCGGUGGCCACGUGCGGGGACGGCUGGCAUAACUAUCACCACACGUUCCCUUGGGACUACAAGAACGCCGAGCUGCUCGACUACAAGCUGAACCUGUCCACGUUGUUCAUCGACGCGUUCUCCCUGAUCGGAUGGGCGUACGACCUGAAGACCGUGCCCACCGAACUGGUGUCCAAGCGGGCCCUGCGCACCGGCGACGGUACGCGCAAACUGCCGGCCAAGGACGGCGCACGGACGACAGCUGAGGCGGAGGCGGCAGCGGCGGCGACGUGUACGAACGUGUACGGCUGGUCCGACAACGAUCUGCCCGAAGAGGACCGCCAAAUGGCUCAAAUAUACAAGAAAAGCGAUUAGUGCGAUGCGUCGUCGAGUUCCGCUGUCGAGAGCGGUGAGAUUGGGGGGGUGGGGGUGGGAGGGAGUUUGGAGUUUUACCAAUAUUUUCAUUAUUCUCAGGUUUUUUUUUUCUUUUCCAUUCGUUUUAUCCAAUACCUUUAUUAUGUUAUAUCGGGGGAUGAGUGUUUUUUUUCUCUUUCUUUUAACCAUUUUCUCUAGAGAUAAAUACGAUUAGGUAUUAUAAUAAUAUAACGGUUGUAAUAUUUACGACGAUAAGCGCAUCCGCGACAGUCCCGGGAACUGUGUAACGAACGCCAGCAAUAAUCGAGAAUCGUUUUCAUCAUUAUCGUCUUAGUCUCGUCGCGCAUAAUAAUAAUAUUUAUUAUAAAUGUUCGGCGGCCGAGGUUGUUUGGAAACAAUAAGUGUCCGGGACGGUCACGUGCGCUUAGCUAUCAAAAAGACUGCAGGACAUGUAUAGGAUGACUCGUCAAAAAUUCGAGUGAUUAAACGUUUGAUGUAAUAAUAUAUUAUAUAUUUUUAUGAUGACUUCGAAUAUAAUAUUAUCCACACACAAACACACAUUAUUUAUGUAUAUUUAUACCGUGUAGUAAUAAUAUAACAAUAUACCUAUGCGUAACACAUCUAUAUUAUUAUAGUGAUAGAACUGUUAGAAGUUAGAAUUUCUAAUAUAUAAUAUAUAUAUAUAUAUAUAUAUAUAUUAGACAUAUAUAUUAGACGACAGCGUGGUUUAUAUACUGAAAAAAACGGAGUGUGAUUGAUUGACCGAUCGAUUUGCUAUUUUAACGGGCACUUCUUUUUUUUUCACGCACACACAUACACACGUAAGUACAUGUCUUGUACACAUCGUUAAUCUCUCUGGACUUGAUCUUUGAAUUUAGAAAAACCGCAAUGUUUUUCUCUCGUACAAUUUUUUUUUUCAGUGGCUAUAUAGACGCAUCACGUGUAUUAUAGUAUUAGAUAUAUGUAUAUUUAUAUAAUAUAUAUAUAUCAGGAUGAUCUUAUUAUCUUAAAUAUCACAAUAUUAUAAAUGGAUCGCACCGUAACGCGAUCGUCUGACGCUAACAACUGUGCGCGACAGGCCCGCGUAUUGUGUAUUAAGCAUAUUAUUACAAUGAUACGCGGUCGCGUCGCAUAAUAUGAUAAUAUGUCUCGCAGCAGUCGACUCCGCAAUAAUAUUACUAUUCUAUUAUUUUUUUGUGUAGGAGACAUCAUUGGGAUACAUGCGACGACGGGCUUGACUUCUGCAGAGAUCCACGUUGUAUAUAAAUAAUAAUAUAGGUAUAUCCAAUCGGAAACGUCCUGCGCGGCGCCGGCCGUCGUAAUGUCAUCCAUCGAUUAAUCCAUCGUACGCCGUUAUUUCACUAUAGGCACCCGCUACUACACCGUAUUAUUAAUAUUAUAUGCGCAUUACGUACUUGGUAUUAUGUGCUAUCGUUUUUGGACUUAAAAAAAAAAAAAUAAAGCUCGAGAUGAAUUCAAGUCACUUUGUACGAGCGAUUCCCGAGCGGCCGACUAAAACGGACAUUUCUCUCGUUAACAUAAAUUAUUAUAAUGCAAAUAUAUAUUCGGCGGCCGCCGCGCUGGGGACGUAAUAAAAAAAAAAAGACAUAACAACGCCCGCGACACACAUUCGACGUAGUAUAAUACUCCACCAUUUAGCCAAUUUUAGUGUUUAAGAAAUUUAAUGUUAGUUUUAAAUAUUAUUUCUCUACGUUUGUUUUCUGUCAACCGUCGUGAAAUUCUUUCGCUCGAUAAUUUCUAGAAUUUAAUAGAAAUAAAUAUAAAACAUGUAGAUGUCGGUUAAUAUUAAUAUUAUUAUUAUUAUUAUUAUGUCUGUCAAAAACUUUUACUGGCUGUGCUCAAUAGUAAAUCUAUUUAUCGAAUAAACAUUAUUUGUAAUUUAUGAUUAGUAAUUUUAUUUUAUUUUUUAUUUACAUUAAUAGGUGACAUACUUUGUUUGUUAUCUUGAGUAGUGAAAUACUAUUUAUUUUUGUUACUGGGUAAAAAUAAUGCGUAAUUAUAUUUAUCCUGAAAAUAAUAUUAUAAUAUAUAAUUAUACAUUUUUCUGGCGUCCUUAAUAAAAUGCAACACCGUCAAUUUAAACAUAACUCGUUGCGCCUCCUAACUAAUUUUUAAUCUCGUUUUUUUGACAUUAAAUUGAUACUAUAUAUAAAAUAGAAGUACCUAUACAUUUUGAAAAUGUCAUCAAAAAUAAUUUAUCCAUUUUCUCACAGUUCAAUAAAAUUAUUUCUUCUAUCGAUAAGCCACUAGCGUAACACGCCUUUCACACAGUUUAUACAUAAACACGGGUCACAUAAAAAUAGACUAAUACCUAUACCUAUUAAUCGAAAUAUCGCAAUAAAAUUAUUUCUGAUCAAUUGUUUGCAUUAAAAUGAUUUUAUCAUUAACACUAACUUUUAAUAAUUUACAUUUUUAAAUUUCUACAAAAACAUUUAUUUUCAAUCUAUAUUAAAAAAAAAUUACUAAUAAUAAAAACUAUUUAUAAGAUGUCUUGAAUUGUUAGAUCACAUAUAAACAAUUAUUAAAUUGUAUUUUUUUAUGAACUAUCAAAAUAAUUAAUUAUAAUUGGAAUUUGUACCUUAUAACUUAAUAUAUUAUUACAUGUAAUGAAACCUAUAAAUUAUAAUUAUAGAUACUUGGAAUAAUUAAAAAUAUUCGAUACACGUGUUUAACUAGUACCUAUUUUAUGUUUAUUUACAAAUAUAAUAUACUUACUAUUAAACAAAUUGAGCUGUACAAUAAUUUGUUUUCAACUUAAUAUUACGACUAGUUUAAGUUAAUGUUAAAUGUAAUUGUUUAUUUUUAUUCACUCGAUCAAUAUUAUACUAUAUAGAAAAUAUCACUGUUGGUCUAAUCCAAACCGUUUACAUGGGUAGUAUUAAAUAUACAACGCUUUGCACUCAAAUUACUCAUAUUUUUCGAGUUCAACUUGAAAUAUAUGGUCGUCAAAACCGUCAUUGUUCGGGUUUUGUACGGAUAGACAAUACUCGGCAAGAAGGAAAACCAUAACGUUCGGGUGUAUACAAUACUAUGGUAAUAACAUUUUGUCUAUGAAAAAUAUCCCGAGUUUAUAUAUAUAAAUGUAUCUUGACAUCGUCAUUUUUUUACCUGUCAGUAAUUCGGAUGCAAUGCGUUGGUAAUAUUGUUUAGCAUUAAUUAUCAUGUUAUUUCUAGAUAUAAAUUAUCGAAUAUCUAGGGUAAAAGUUAUUACUGAUUAAAAUUAAAAUGUAUUCUAGAUUACGUUUAAGUUGAUAAAAUAAUAAUAAUAUAUAAAUAUAUAUAUAUAUGUCAUACAUACUCUUAAGACAUACUACUGUACGAUUUAAUAUUUAUAUAGUUUUGGCAACAGGACCAAGUGGAUUGUAGAUAAAUGUUUAUCAAAAAUCAAGAAAUAUAAUAUAUUAUAGAUUACAUAUUUUA